Copidosoma floridanum is the source of this 642-nucleotide messenger RNA. RefSeq lists its product as uncharacterized. NCBI's taxonomy places the organism in Eukaryota, Metazoa, Arthropoda, Insecta, Hymenoptera, Encyrtidae. The record is from RefSeq and is a predicted model, not a curated record.
AUGUCAUUCAGGUGCGCUGUCUUGGCAUGGUACGCUGUCAGUGGCGAUGGACUGUCCCUGGCUUAUUUUUUUGGGGUCUUUACCGGUAGUGCCGACUACACGGUAUAUCUUUUUAAUGAAUCUUUGUCGACGGGUAUCUAUUCUUCUGUUUGGAAACUUUUCACCAUUGUGCCUCUCUCUAAAGUGCCGAACCCUGUUGAUGCGGGUGAUACACUUCUGAUCGCUAAUGGUGCUCAUUUGGCUAAGGUCUUUGACUUUUUGGUAACAAACCAGAUUUAUGAUUACUUGGAGGACAGGUCGCUUCUCUCGCCGCUUCAGUCUGGUUUCUGGCGUGGCUAUAGUACUCAGUCUGCGUUGCUCAAGGUAUCCAACGAUAUUAGGUUAGGAAUAGACUGGGGCCUCAUCACGUUGGCCGUUUACUUCGAUUUUCGUCGCGCAUUUGACACGAUUGGUCAUGCGGCCCUCUUGCGUUCGUUGGGCUGUUUCAAUUUCUCAGCUGAGGCUAUCCGCUGGGCACACUCUUACAUCUCCGACCGUUUAGUUGCUGUGCUGGUACUGGACGGUGAACUCACUGAGGCGUGUUCGGUUACCGCGAAAAUUUCGCAGGGGUCUGGUGGGUCCGUUGGUUGUCCCUCACCUUGA